Molecule: messenger RNA, 1715 nt
Organism: Pyrus x bretschneideri (Chinese white pear)
Lineage: Eukaryota; Viridiplantae; Streptophyta; Magnoliopsida; Rosales; Rosaceae
Exons: 6
Coding region: 336-1490 (384 amino acids)
Source: RefSeq, a predicted model, not a curated record
UAAUUGAUUAAAAAUUUGGAAAAAAAAAAUCAACGAAUUUUGUAUUAGUUCAUGACCGUGUUCCCAGCACAAAGCAUCCAAAGCUGGCAAUCAUACUGACUAAGCCACGACCCCAAUAAUUAAUCUAUUAAUCAAUCUCCAACGGUCGAUAAUUUAGUAAAACCCCAUUGAGCCCACCAACGUUCACUAUUUCUCCUGUAACGGUUACUUCUUCUUCUUCCACUGUCCGCCUCUUCAGCUCCAAAACCCACCAAUCUCUCUCUCUCUCUCUUUUGCCCCAUUGAGCUGGUUGUUGUACAGCUCGCUUUCUUUCUGGGAUUUUGUCUGUGAGAUUUAUGGAACCAGCAAAAAUCGAUUGGAAAAGUUUAGAGUGGAGAUUCAUAGAGGACAAAUACUACGAGCAAAUAAACGCGCCCAAGUGGUUCGAUUUCUUGAACCCCAAUGAUAAUUCCGUCGACGAUCAGGCCUGGUUUUGCCGACCCGGAUGCAAGCAUCCGAAGACGGCUGAAGAUUUUCUCAAGUCAUCACCUCCCAAGGUUCCGAGCCCAGCUGUUGUUCCUGAAGUUUCUCCACUUGGUGAUAAAGUCCAGAGAGAUGUGAAACUGAAGAGAAGAGGGUUGAAUCAAUCUUCGAUUUACCCGACUAAUAAUUCAAGAUUCAAGGAAGAUAGUGAAAAUCAGAACCCCAAUGUAUCAACCCCUCCAAUGAACCAAGCUAAGUCCAUGAAGGCAACAAUCAAAUCAAGCACAGAGAAGAAGCAACCAAUUGAGAGCACCCUGCCGAACGAUGAGGUGCUUCCUAAGCUGAGAAGCACGCUGUCAGCGAGGAAUUUAUUUGCGGGGAGGGAUCUUCUGAAUCAGAUUACAGACUUCUGUUCUGAAUUGAAGAGAAUGGCUAUGAGAGUGAGGGAGGGAGAGGAUGUGGAGAAUUCGGAUGUGAGGAAAAGCCCAGCGGGCUUGAAGGAAGAGGUAGUGAAGGAGGAGGAGGUGUGUAACCGUGAGGUUUUUGGGGAGUUGAAAGGGAGGGAAACAGAGAGAAUGCCGCUGUUUGAGGUGGAUAAGGGAAAACUGAGAGGCAAACGGAGAGAACUCCAUUGCUGGAGAUUAAUAAAGGGAAAAAUGAGAGGCAAACGAAGAGAACGCCAUUGCUUGAGAAGAGAUGACGAGGCAGAGAACGUCCCAAUCCCUCUAAGUUUAGAGAAUGUUAAGCGCAAAGGGGGCGAGAGCUUGUUGCAAAUCCGGACCAACCCUCCUUCUCCUCAAUGCUUUUCUACAACAAGGCAUCCUAGCAAAAUCACACCUUCACAAGCUUCCAAGUCCAAGCUGAUGGAAAGGGGAAUUCUUGGAGAGGCAGAGCAAAACAAAAAGGUAGUGGCGAGCAAGGACGAUUCCGCAGAGAAAGGCAAAAACGUUUGUCUAGUUGAUGGAAGAGAAGCUAGAGCCCUCGACGUUUUCUGGUUUCUAAAACCUUGCACAACACCUUCCACCUAAAACAUUGAUCAACAUUUCACAUCCAUUGUUUCAUUCUUUUGAUUCUUUUUCUUAUUCUCUUGGCUUUCUUACCAUUCCUUAAUUCUUUCGCCCUCAUAUGGUCUGUAGUUUUAGUUUUCUUCAGACAACUCUAUAGUUGGUAAAUAAAACUGUAAUGUACUGAACAGACCCACACAAUAAUGGUACUGAGCUCAGUUCCGAUGAAUAAAAUUUCGAUUUUUACCA